Phyllostomus hastatus (greater spear-nosed bat) is the source of this 915-nucleotide messenger RNA. It is a transcript of the gene RPS19BP1, whose product is annotated as ribosomal protein S19 binding protein 1. Gene Ontology annotation, cellular component: nucleolus. The coding region runs from base 109 to 519 and encodes 136 amino acids. The transcript has 4 exons. NCBI's taxonomy places the organism in Eukaryota, Metazoa, Chordata, Mammalia, Chiroptera, Phyllostomidae. The record is from RefSeq and is a predicted model, not a curated record. Gene Ontology annotation, molecular function: enzyme binding.
UCCGCCUGCCCACUUCGGGACUUUCCGUUCCCGCUCGGGUUUCCGCCGAGACGACUCGAGCGCCGAGACGGAAGUAGCCUGAGCGUGUGGGCGGGGCUAAGUGCAACAAUGUCCGCCGCCUUGCUGCGGCGGGGCCUGGAGCUGCUGGGGGCCCCCGAGGCCCCCCAGGCCGCGCCAAGCCAGGCCAAGCCGAACGGGGCUCCGGUGAAGCGGGCCCGUAAGGCGAAGGCGACCCAGGCUGGGAAACUGCGGAAUUCGGCCAAGGGAAAAGUGCCCAAGUCGGCGUUGGCCGAGUUCCAGAAGCGAGAGUGUCGGGGCUACCUUGGAGUGAACCUCAAGUUUAUGACCAGUGCCAGGAGCACCGUGCCUGAGUCCGUCACCCAGCAGAUCGUGCGCCAGAACCGGGGCCGCAAGGCCUGUGACCGGCCUGUGGCCAAAAAGAAGAAGAAGAAGGCUGAGGGCACCGUGUUCACUGAGGAAGACUUCCAGAAGUUCCAGCAGGAAUACUUCGGCAGCUAGCCUCCCGGAGGGCUCGGCGGCAGAGGCACUCAGGCCCGGCGUCCCCCUCUGGCCUCACAGCCACUGCUGGCCCUGGGACCCGCUGCACACAGCGGGGGCCAGGGUGACGCAAGGAAGCCCCGGAGCUGAAGCCAGGGGCAGGCUGGCGAGCGGCUGGGGAGCUGGAAGCCUGGGGGAGGACUCCUACUCAGAAGGGGCUGGAACCCGCAGGCCUGGGAGGAGCGAUCUCCCCACCGGAAGGAAACGUUUCUGACUGUUCUGUUUGCUUUGGCCGCAGGAGGGCUUCUUGGCUGUUUGCCGUGCAGAGGCCAGUUCCCGGGGCCUCGGGGCCACACCUCUAGGGUGGGGGGUGGCUGCUGGGUCCGCUUCAGGGUUCUAAUAAAUGUGGGCCCAAGA